AUGCGUCUUCCGUCUAUUUCCUCGCUUCUCUGCUUCGCAGGCCUAGUUGCCUUACCCGUGACUGCCUACGACGACCCAAAUAUCAAAAGCAUUCCCCCGUACCUCGAUUCGGAUUUCCAAAGCCGCUGGUUCGACUUCGGAGGAGAUACAGUAAUCCGCGCUGACAAAUACGUCCGCCUCACGGCUGACCGGCCUUCGCAGCAAGGAUGGAUUUCCUCCCGCGUGCCUCUGACCGCAACCAAUUGGCAGAUUGAACUCGAGUUCGAGAUCCAUGGCUCCGGCAACUUGCAUGGUGAUGGAUUUGCGCUCUGGCUCACCAAGGAGCGCGCCACGCAGGGCCCUGUUUUCGGUUCGACAGACAGAUUCGAGGGUCUCGGUAUUUUCUUCGACACUUACAAGAACAACCGCCCCGGUGUGUCGUUCCCUUACGUCAUGGCCAUGAUGGGUGAUGGGCACACUACCUAUGACCAGGCGCAUGACGGCAAGGCAAACGAGCUGGCCGGUUGCUCUGCUCGUGGUCUCCGCAGCGCCCCGGUUCCCACAAAAGCUCGCCUUACCUACUUCCAGGAUAAGUCCCUGUCCUUGGAGCUGCAGUAUAAGUCUGAAGACUCAUGGGUCGAGUGCUUCAAUCUUUCUGCCGAGGAUUCUAACAUCGCCAUCCCCUCCGUCGCAUACUUGGGUCUCUCCGCCGAGACCGGCGAGCUGAGCGAUAACCACGAUAUCAUCUCCCUCAAGGCCGAGAAUCUAUACUCGCUUAACCGCAGCAAUGACAACAAAGGCAAGACCACGGAAGGUCGGUCCAAGGGCCCUACCCGCUCCUCCAUUAAGCCUGUGAAGGAGAAGAGUAGCUGGUCUUGGUUCCUCUUCAAGACCAUCCUGUUCUUCGCCGUUAUUGUCGGUGGUUACUUUGGCUGGACGAUCUACCGGACCAAGGCCCGGUCAUCGCGUUUCUAA
This is a messenger RNA of Penicillium expansum, 954 nucleotides long. RefSeq names its product legume-like lectin family protein. Gene Ontology annotation, cellular component: endoplasmic reticulum-Golgi intermediate compartment; endoplasmic reticulum membrane; Golgi membrane. The transcript has 5 exons. Gene Ontology annotation, biological process: Golgi organization; endoplasmic reticulum organization; endoplasmic reticulum to Golgi vesicle-mediated transport. Lineage: Eukaryota; Fungi; Ascomycota; Eurotiomycetes; Eurotiales; Aspergillaceae. Bases 1 to 954 code for a protein of 317 amino acids. Gene Ontology annotation, molecular function: D-mannose binding. The record is from RefSeq and is a predicted model, not a curated record.